AUGGACGAUUUUGGAUUAAUUUUAAACCUCGCGCAAAAAGCUACUAUCAAGACAGAAGUGGAUCAGGAAAAUUUGACCAGUUGCGAGAUUCUUAAUAACCACAGCGAUGCUUCGGACCCAGAUCGACUGACAGUUAUAAAAAAUACCUUUUCGUAUAGUUUAUCCGAAGAGACGUGCGACGAUUGCAAGAAGAAAAAGAACGAGGAACCUAAGUUUAAAGUUGCUUUAAGGGUGACUGAUGAGGAUUUCGAUUUGGGGAGCGAUAAAGAGAACGGGCCAAGAAGGAAACUCCACGUGGAAUCGAAAGAAAUUCGCAGUAGCCGGGGUCGGGGUCGUGGUCGGGGUCGAGAGAAAUGCGACGAAGAGGAGGAGGAAAUUUUUGUGCUGCAGCAACUCGGUCGAUCGCAGAUACGUUCAGUAGGAUUUCCAACUUUUCUAUGCAUCGACCGCCGAAUUGACGAUUCGAGUGGAGUUAAACGGAAAAUCCCAAGACCGGCGAACGCAUUUAUGCUCUUCGCCAAUGAAUGGCGGAAGAAGCUUGCGUCUGAGAAUCCACGAGAAUCGAACAAGGACAUCAGUGUUAGGCGAGUUUUUUUCUCGAGCUUGUGUUCAUUGAUACCGCAUUAUCGAAAAACAAUAAAUAAUGUAUUUGAUAAAGAAUUCGCGAUCUCAACUAUCAUCGAUCGUAAAAAUAUGUAG
Hylaeus volcanicus is the source of this 699-nucleotide messenger RNA. RefSeq lists its product as uncharacterized. The coding region runs from base 1 to 699 and encodes 232 amino acids. The transcript has 2 exons. The record is from RefSeq and is a predicted model, not a curated record. NCBI's taxonomy places the organism in Eukaryota, Metazoa, Arthropoda, Insecta, Hymenoptera, Colletidae.